ACAAAGCGAUUUGAAUUGUGCUUCGAUCUCAUCUCCGCCGACCCCGUUUCGCUUGCCCCUCGACCUUCUCUGCUCCUCUCGGUUUCUUUCCCGGAGGUUCGCUAUUCGAGAUAGUUCUGUCUCGGAUUCUGUCUGCCCUUGAAAAACUCUUUUCGCCGAUUCGAAACUCUGCCUGGCACACGCCGCAACCCCGCCGAAAAUGUCGUUAACAAACUGCCGUUUCUACGAGGAGAAGUACCCGGAGGUCGACAGCUAUGUCAUGGUCAAUGUCAAGCAGAUCGCCGAGAUGGGCGCGUACGUGAAGCUUCUCGAAUACGACAACAUCGACGGCAUGAUUCUGCUCUCCGAAUUGUCGCGAAGACGUAUUCGUAGUAUCCAGAAGCUGAUCCGCAUUGGACGUAAUGAGGUGGUCAUCGUUCUCCGUGUCGACAAGGAGAAGGGUUAUAUCGAUCUUUCCAAGCGCCGGGUCUCCCCCGAAGAUGUCAUCAAGUGUGAAGAGCGCUACAACAAGAGCAAGGCGGUCAACUCCAUCAUGCGACAUGUGGCCGAGGCUACCCAGACUCCCCUGGAGACGCUAUAUCAGACCAUCGGAUGGCCCUUGAACCGCAAAUACGGCCACUCGCACGACGCUUUCAAGAUCUCCAUCACGAACCCCGACGUGUGGAACGAGGUCGAAUUCCCCAACGAGAACGUGAAGAAGGAAUUGACGCACUACAUCAGCAAGCGACUUACUCCUCACCCCACCAAGGUCCGUGCCGAUAUCGAGGUUACCUGCUUCGGCUACGACGGAAUCGACGCCGUCAAGACCGCUCUGCGCACCGCCGAGGAGAGCAACACCCCCGAGACCCAGAUCAAGGUUAAGCUGGUUGCUCCUCCGCUGUACGUCCUGACCAGCCAGUGCCUGGACAAGACCAUCGGUAUCCAGAUGCUUGAGGAGGCCAUCCAACGGAUCGAGGCCAAGAUCAAGGAAGCCGGCGGUGGCUGCAUCAUCAAGAUGGCUCCUAAGGCCGUUACCGAGCACGAUGACGCCGCUCUCCAGGAACUCAUGGAGAAGCGUGAGCGUGAGAACCAGGAGGUUAGCGGUGACGAGAGCAUGUCCGAGAGCGACGACGGUGUUCCUGAGUAAACUUGCCUGGAUGAUACCUCUGGCGAUGUAAUGGGAUGAACCAGUCAGACCAUGUCGGCUGGUUUUGAGCAAGACUGCGGUUGAAAAAAGGAGAUACCGGGCUUUGAGGAGACUUGGCGGAGCUUGAGCAGAUGCGGUUAAAAAAAAGUUGCAUAGAAGAGUUUCGAAUGUGACAUGAUUUAUGAGUCGGGAGAACGGUUUAAUGUGCACACGGCCGACGUCGUGAUCAAACAGCAAUGUCGACGACAUGGAGGCAAGUCCUCUGUUCGAUGGGAAUGGUGUAACCCAGAUUACAGUGCCACAAUGCAUCACAGUCUGGCGGUUUGGCCUCGUGUUUGGAUCUCUGUUCAUGAGCGUCUGGAUGAAGAUGUUCGUUCUAUCCACCUUCUCAUGUACAUAAGCUUCACUGAUCUACGGGUCGAUGCCUGUGGUUCCUGUUUAGACUACUACUAUCCACAUAUCUUCUUUUUUUUUUUUUUUCUUUCUUUUUUUCUCUUUCAAUUUGUGUCUCCGUUAUCUAGAUAUUUGGCAGGAGAUCGCCGUUUCUUUGUCGACUG
Aspergillus melleus is the source of this 1683-nucleotide messenger RNA. RefSeq names its product translation initiation factor eIF2 subunit alpha. The transcript has 4 exons. The record is from RefSeq and is a predicted model, not a curated record. Gene Ontology annotation, molecular function: RNA binding; translation initiation factor activity; ribosome binding. Bases 200 to 1126 code for a protein of 308 amino acids. Gene Ontology annotation, cellular component: eukaryotic translation initiation factor 2B complex; eukaryotic translation initiation factor 2 complex; multi-eIF complex. Lineage: Eukaryota; Fungi; Ascomycota; Eurotiomycetes; Eurotiales; Aspergillaceae.